This is a messenger RNA of Menidia menidia (Atlantic silverside), 3917 nucleotides long. Lineage: Eukaryota; Metazoa; Chordata; Actinopteri; Atheriniformes; Atherinopsidae. The record is from the annotation of a GenBank genome assembly.
AUGGAGGACAAGGAUGAAGAAGGAGGAGGAGGAGGAGGAGGAGGAGGAUACCACCGGGCGGCCAAACGGCUGCGGACGGAGGAGAAGAGCGGCGUGAGGGAGCUGGAGGACGGAGAGGAGGAUGAGGAUGAGGAGGAGGAGGAGGAGGAGGAGGAGGACUCGGCCAGUGAGGAGGCGGCGGGGAGCGGACGCACCGAGGGCAGGAACCGGAGGAGCGCGGGGAAGGAAGGCGUGAAGGAGAGCCACCGCAUCCCUCCAUCUCCGGUCGUCCACGUCCGGGGGCUGUGUGACGCCGUGGUGGAGGCCGACCUAGUGGAGGCACUUGACAAGUUUGGCAGCAUCUGCUAUGUGAUGAUGAUGCCCUUCAAGCGUCAAGCCCUGGUGGAGUUCGACAGCGUGGAGAGCGCCGAGCGCUGCGUCACGCGCGGAGCCCACGAGGCCGUCUACAUCGCCGAGCAGCAGGCCUUCUUCAACUUCUCCACCAGCCAGAGGAUCACCAGGCCGACCAACGCAGACGACCCCACCAGCAAAAACAAGGUCCUGCUGCUGUCCAUCCAGAAUCCGCUCUACCCCAUCACCACCGACGUGUUGUACACAGUCUGUAACCCCGUGGGGAACGUCCUGCGCAUCGUCAUCUUCAAACGCAACGGCAUCCAGGCCAUGGUGGAAUAUCCUGACCGCGUGUCCGUCAUUGGGCGUUUCUGUGCUUUGAAAGAUUCGUCCGUGGAGGACGCUCAGAAGGCCAAACUGGCUCUGAACGGUGCCGAUAUUUACUCUGGCUGCUGCACACUUAAGAUCGAGUAUGCUCGGCCCAACAGACUGAACGUCGUCCGCAACGACAACACCAGCUGGGAUUACACCAAACCCUUCCUCCUGCACCGAGAACGGGGCAAGGGAAGGCAGCGUCAAGCCAUCUUAGGAGAGCAUCCGUCCAAUGGCUAUGGUCCACACUGCCCCCUGCUGCCUCUGCCUGCUAACAGCAGGUACAGGAGGAUGGGGGAGCAGGUCCAGGACAUGGUCUCCUACCCACCUCUCCUACCAAAGACCUUUCCGUCCACUUCUUCUUCCUCCCUUCUGGGCUCCAGUUCGGUCGCUAUGGUUAAGUUCAUGAAGAGUGUUCCUGGCACAGCCUUGGUGGAAAUGGGCGAUGAGUAUGCCGUGGACCGAGCCGUGACUCACCUCAACAGCAUCAAAGUGUUCGGCAAGAAACUCAACGUCUGCGUGUCCAAGCAGCAGGCGGUCAUCCCCAGCCAGGUGUUUGAGCUGGCCGACGGCAGCAGCAGCUACCAGGACUUCAGCCUGACCCGAAACAACCGCUUCAGCAGCGCGCACAGCAGCCGGAACAUCAUCCAGCCCCCGGCGGCCGUGCUGCACUUCUACAACGCGCCGCCCACCCUCAGCCAACACCAGCUGCUCAAGCUUUGCUCUGAACACAACGUUCCCAGCUUCACCAAGUUCAAGGUCUUUGACGCCAAACCUAGCUCAAAGACACUUUCCGGACUGUUGGAGUUCGAAAACAAAACCGAAGCAGUCGAGGCUCUGACCGUCCUGAACCACCAUCAGAUCAGAAUACCCAGCAGCUCCAACCCCUUCACCCUGAAGCUCUGCUUCUCCACUUCUUCCCAUUUGUGAUCCAGCGAUAAGACGGCUACGGCGCAGACAAAGAUCCUCCUGGAAAAACAGCACGGGAGCCCAUUUCUUCAUUCUGAAAACGGCAGGAAGGCUAUCGAGUGGGGGGAAAAAAAAUUGCAUGGUUUUUGAAGAGGCAGUAUGACCAAAAGAAGCAAUAGGAUGGCAUUGCAGUAAAAUGGCAACUUAAUGGGGUUUUCUGUCCGAAUUUGUUCCUUUAGAUUUACAUUUUAUAGCACAACCUGUUGUAGACAGCGUGAGAUACUUCUAACUGUUAAAAAUAUGUAAGGGUUCUAAUCAGUUCGUACAUGUAAAUGUGGAUCAGAGGAAUGCUGAUGGGGAGCUACUCGAUAAUUAUAUUUAUGAGACGGUGUUUUAAAUGCAGCCCUGGGGCAGCAGAGUAUCGGCCGAGGUGUUCAAAGUGACAAACAGAGCUAAUGAUAUGGAAAAAAAAUAAAAGGCAUAAUCAAACCAAUUAUUUCACGGUGGUCACAUUUAAAAGCACAAAUAGACGCAUCCACACCCCCAAACACUGAUACUAUAAAAAAAAAAUCCAGAUAAAUCUAAAUAAAUGUGGAGUAUGUUUCUACAGAAGCAUCCACCUCCACAUGUAAAACUAUUUUGGUAUGCUUCAUUACAAGGUUUGGUAGCUUUGUAAAUACUGGGAUUGAAAACAUGUUUUAACAUAUUAAACAGGAAUAAUUAAGUAAAAUAGAAUUAAAAAGAAUUAGUUUCCCUUAUUAAACAUGUAAGAUUGGAUUUUUGAUCGACAGAGUGAAAUAUAACUUGUUAAAUUGAAGAAAUAUCAAUAGAGAGGCUUCCCUGGAUAUUUAGAUUAAGACUGAGAAAGGAAGGAAUAAAUGGUUUGUUGCUUUGACACCACAGAUGUUACAAUGAAUAAAGAUGACAUUCUGUAUAUACUGUAGUCUUAUUUAGUUUAUUUAUAUUAGUUUGUCAAACAUCAUAAGCAGUUGCUUCUUCCUGAGAUGUAUGGGAUGAAAGAGGAGUGCCAAAAAAAUGAGGAGACAUAAGAAAAUGUGAAAAUUUGAAGGAAUUUGAAUAAAGUAAUGAAUUAAUUAUGGAAUAUUGUAUUGCUCAUUUACAUAUUGUACUGAAUUUAUUCAUGUUGUUUAAUUUUUCUGUAUUUCCUCAUAUUUAUUUUUGGAUUGGGUUUUAUUUUUUUAUUACACUGCAGUUGUAGUUAAGUAUUAGUUUAGUUGAGUUUGUGACUGCUGUAGCUUUUAUGAGCCGGUUUUUCAUUUUCCUCUCUCUGCAUUGCUUUUGCUUACUUUCUUUGCUACUUCUAAAAAAUAGUGUGUGUGGAACUAAUCAUUAAACUACUCCUUCUACAAAACCAACACAAAUCAAUUUUUAUCUCCACAUGAGAAAUACCAAGAUCUAGACGGCGUAUACAACGAGACACGAUGUUUGGCAGUGGUAGCGGUCCUUUAGGAACAGGAUUAGCUUCCCUCUUGUGUGCAGCCUCACUUUCAUAGGAGUCAACCUCUAAGCAAAUGCUUCUUCGAGCAUGUUUUGAAUUGACACAAUUGCGUAACAUCGUCCACUAUUGCCAGUGUCAGACUGACUGCAUGGGAAUUUAAAUGAUAGGUAUAUCCUAUCGGUUAGUUUUGCUGAUUUACAAGCUUGAGUUAGCCCGUUGAUAACCAAAUUAUGCUGUCAGUGUCUAAGAAGGGAAAACUUUUGAUAUAACGAUGGCUGACCUAAUGGCAAAAGCAAGGGAGAAAAGCAGUAAAAAUAAAUUGAUAAAAAGGGAAAAGCAAUACAGAAAAGGUAAAGGAAAGACUACUUGAAAAUGGCUAAAGUAAUAAUGAUAUAGCAAAAACAAUGUGGAAAAAAAUGACAAUCGUUUAUUUUAUAUCUCCAUUUCAUUUUCAUAAUCCAACAUUUAUUGACUUUCAUUCAUUUCUCUUUACAAGUCCCCCAUUAUUUGCUCACGCUAUUACAUAUUCAUCAUUUUUUUUUAUUGCACUUCAAUAACUCCUUUGAACAUUUCAUUAGAAUGCACAGUUGUGAUUCCACUGUUCCCCAUCAUUUUCCUUUGACUCCACCAUAGCGGCUUUUAUGUACAAGCAGGAAGCUGUGACUAUUUUGUUGGUAAAACACUGAUUUAUAUAGAUGCGUUUCAUUUUAAAUUGCUGCAUUAUGUGUGACCUCUUUUCUUUUCAUGGGUGACGUCUGAGAAGAAAAUUAUGAUGUAGUUUUCCUCAAAAUGAACAGUUUUAUUAAAAUGAAUAUCUACAUUGUGUCAAAAAUAAAGAGUUAGUCAA